AUGUCAAGUAACGCUGACCAUUCCUCAUCGUCUGGAUUGUCUGUGGCACCAAAUAACGUAGAAAGAACAGAGCUUCCUUCUGAUUAUGAUACUUGGUGGGAUAUUCAAGAAGGGAAGAAGAUUUAUGUUGAUAAAACCAAAUUCCUGCAUCAAUUGCAAUCUGGUCUUCGUUUCCUGCGCAGACCACCUGGAUUUGGUACGAGUACGUUUUUGCAAAUGAUAGCCAGUUUUUUCAAAGGUGAAAAGCACUAUUUCAAUGGGACAUACGUGCAUCAAUACGGUAACACACGUGCAAAAGAUGGCUCGUGGAUCCAAUAUCCAGUUAUCCACAUAAACUUCGAUUCCAUUCCCAUCCACUAUAGCAAAAAUUUAUCUAAACAUGAAAUGGUGGGUGGUAUUAGUAACCAAAUUGAAUUAAAGCUGAGGAAUAUAGCUACAAUAACUUAUGAAAUAGAUGUCCCCAAGUGGUACACUGAGAGCAGCUUUUCAUUAAGUCACCUGAUUCAUCUUCUAUAUAGAAAAUUCAGCCUCCCUGUUGUCAUCUUGAUUGACGAAUACGAUAGUAUAAUCAGAAAAGUUAGAUCAAAUUCGGACGAAAAUUUCACAGAUUGUUUCCAGACAGGUUUGGAAGCCUUCUACACGCAAAUCAAAUCCGCUCAUAGUGACCGCAUGGUCGAAUUGGCAUUGGUGACUGGUGUACAUCCGUUUUCUAUCAAUACAUCGCCAUGGGGUGCAACCGCAAAUAAUUUCGUGGAUAUAUCGUGGGAUUCUGAAUUCGCAACGUGUGUUGGCUUCACGAAAGAUGAAAUAGAGACCACGUUUAAAUCGGAAAUAUCUGACUUCGCGGCUCAUCUGAAAACUACACCGGAUGAUAUUACGAAUCAAUUGAAAUACUGGUAUGGCGGAUACAGUUUCUCUGCAAAGGAUACACUAAAUGAGAAGUAUAUCGUUUACAAUCCUAUCUCGGUGUUGAAUGCGUUGAAGAAUUUCAAGUUCGAUUUGUACUGGGUGAAUAAGACUACCAGCAACGCCGAUUACAUUACGAAAAAAAUGAAUUCACUUUCUUCUUAUUCCUUCGAUGAAUUCAAAAAUUACAGAUUGCGUCACAGUUCCGAUUUGAAUCCUAGAAAUAAAUACAAUCCGAGAAUGGAGGAAAUUCCACUCCCAGAAAUGAUGCUACAAACGGGGUACUUGAAACUCGUUUCUUAUACCUACCACCACUCAGGAGACGUGGCAGUACUAAAUUACCCGAAUUGGGAAAUCGAAACCGGUUUGAACACAUUGUUACAUCUUGCAGCAGCUUGUGAAAAUCCCUAG
Planococcus citri (citrus mealybug) is the source of this 1317-nucleotide messenger RNA. RefSeq lists its product as uncharacterized. The record is from RefSeq and is a predicted model, not a curated record. NCBI's taxonomy places the organism in Eukaryota, Metazoa, Arthropoda, Insecta, Hemiptera, Pseudococcidae. The transcript has a single exon. The coding region runs from base 1 to 1317 and encodes 438 amino acids.